Messenger RNA from Biomphalaria glabrata, 3548 nucleotides. RefSeq names its product transcription factor E4F1-like. Gene Ontology annotation, cellular component: nucleus. Lineage: Eukaryota; Metazoa; Mollusca; Gastropoda; Planorbidae. The transcript has 16 exons. Bases 52 to 3156 code for a protein of 1034 amino acids. The record is from RefSeq and is a predicted model, not a curated record.
GAAAAAUCAACAGUUUCGCCCUUUCGCACUACCUCACACUGUCGUAACAAAAUGACGGAAUCUAUGAACGACAACAGCAAUACAGUUGAUAAUCUAACAUUUAUUACUUUUGAUGAUAACAGUCAUGGCUCUGUCAUUGAUGGUGAAGAAGACUUUUUCUUCUGUAGAAAAUGCAACAAACUUUUCAAAAACUUACCUCAAUAUUUGGAGCAUAAAAUUAAAGAAGAAAACUUUCGCAUUGUGCAAACACGUUCAGAUGCAGACAGAAGAAUGGUUUUGCCUAAGCUGGUACAAAAAAAUAAAAAAAUUAAAGCGGAAGUGGAUGAUUCUUCAGUCACUGUACAAAACUCCUCCAUAUCAGAACCUGCAGCACAGCAUAUUAAAAUUGAUAGGACCCUAGCAGAGAAAGAAGCUCCUAGGGCCAUAACAAAAAAUGAGAAAUAUAAGAAAACAUGGAAAAGAGGAAGAAAGAGGAAGAUUCCUUUAGACAAAAAGUCCAUAGAAGCCAUUAUUCAAUCAUGUCCAGAUAUGUACAUUUGCAAAAUAUGUGACAAAAAAUUUAGACGAGAAGCUAGCCUACGAUGGCAUAUGGCUUAUGAACAUCAAACUAAAAAUAAAGAUGAAGAAGAUUUAGAAUUAUCAGAGGAAGACCAUUCUGACGAUUGUGAUGAUAAUGAUAAAGAAUUUACACUUGAUAGUCCUACUAAUGAAAAAUUAGACCAUGAGUCAGCAACAGACAAAAAUGUGACUUUAGAGAACAGUAAAAAUAAAAGUCAAAAUUUGGUUAAAGUUAAAAAGAAGGAUCUGGUUAAAGGCAAAGAACAAAAUGACACCAGUAUUCGUCUUUUAAUCAACCAGCCUUUACAAGAAGAGAAAGCAUCAAAUGAUCAGGAGACUCCUUGCUCAGACAAAGGGAGUGAAGCAGAAGAGGCACACCAGAAAGGCAAGAAAAAUAAAGGAGUGUCUUUCUCUUGUAAUAUUUGUCAAAGGUGCUUUAAAGAGGCAGGGACUCUAAAAGCUCACCAAGUUGUUCAUUCUGAUGAGAGAAAUUUUAUUUGCAAAUUUGAUAAUUGCCCCUAUGGAUUUAAAACUAAAGGGGGAUUAGUUCGACAUGAAAGAAGGCACACAGGUGAAAGACCGUAUAUGUGUGACAAAUGCAACAGAGCUUUUUCAGAAUCAGGAGCUCUAACUCGACACUUAAAAGCAAGACGUAAUUGUUCAGAAACUCCUGAUUCAGCAUAUCCCAGAUACAUGAAAAGUUGGACCUAUUACCCUAACAUACCUGCAGUCCUUGACCCCAAUCUACGUGAUUCACAAAAAGGUCGCAGCAUGCUGCCUCACACAGAUGGCCCUCUGCAAGGGGACCAAUCUCUGGAUGAGGUUCAUUUUAUCAUCACCGAGGUCGCAGACCCCAAGGUGGUCUCAGGGGAAAUGAUCUCACCAAAACUUGAGAACAUACUACCUCAUCUAGUGGCAGCCAACGGAGAGAUAGAUACUAAGCUAGAAAUCAAGCUGGAGACAGAGAAUAUUGAGGAAUGGGUCACCAGCAAAGAGGAAAUGGAGAAAAGUACUGAGGUCAGCAUUCUGGGUAGUACUGCAAUAGACGCUGAGGCACUAGUAGAAAAAGAGGUGUUGCCACAUAAGGAGGACACCAAGAUAGACACAGAUGAGACGGAUGAGAGAAAAGUUGUAGAGGUGGCAAUGGAGGUGGAUCCUGAUCUGGUGGAGUUAAAAAAUGUGGUGGAGGUGGACCAGUUGAAAGUUACUCAAUGUCAUGUAUGUAAAAAAGACUUUGAGGCGCUGGAAGGCUUAGAGCUCCAUCUUCGAAACCAUUUAGCCGAUCAACCCACUCGGUGUGGACUAUGCCAUUUUCUUUCAAAUGAUCGUGAAGAAUUAAGGCUGCAUAUAUUAUCUCUACACUACGAAUCUUUGAAUGAUAUUGAAGCCAGUGUUUUGUCUAUGGAGGAAGACAGUAACUUAACAAAAAUUGAAACAAUGGAUAGAAAAGUGGUUUUAAGAAAUGCUCUCACUGCAGUCAAGCAGCUUUACAGUUUAAAAAAGAACAAGACAGUGUCAGAAGUUGAAAAACCAGGACUAUCUGCGACAGGAACUCUUCAAUGUAUGGUGUGUAACAGAUUGUUCCGUGGUAAUAGUUACCUUCGUCAACACAUGCGUUCUCACACAGGUGACCGCCCAUAUCGGUGUCAUCAGUGUGAUAGAAGCUUCACUACACGAGAUAUUUUGAAGAAACACAUGUAUGUCCACAAGGAGCAAAGAGACUUCAAGUGUGGAGAGUGUGGUAAACUAUUUAAAAGUCUCUCACACGUCAGGCAACAUCUAAGGGUCCACAUGCACGAGCGAUCGUAUCGCUGCUCUGUUUGCGACAAAAUGUUUAAAACGCAGAACACACUUAAAGUUCACCUGCGAACACAUUCUGGUGUUAAUCCAUACAAAUGUCAAAUAUGUGGUAAUUGUUUUCGAGAGCGAGGCUCUUUACAACGUCAUAUGAGAUUACACACUGGGGAAAAGCCUUUUAAGUGUCACAAAUGCAACAGAGCGUUUGCAGAGCAGGGCACUCUCAUUCGACACCAUAAAGCCAAAGUUCCCUGCACUGCUAACCUUGAAGAAAAAGGAAGCAAUAACACAACUAUGCUGGCACAGUUUUCUUCAGUAGUUGCUGAUACACAGUAUAUUCUGCCUGAAGGGGACACUACUCAGCAGUAUGUUCUUCCAGCAGACCAAGAGAUAACAGAGAACUAUGUCAUUUUACAAACUACUGGAGACGAAUCUGAAAUUGUCGAUAACUUUGAAGUUAUCACGGAAGAAAGAGUUAGUACUGAAGAAAUGGCAAACUUUAGUGAGAAUCAAGAAACAGAAAGUCUUGAAAUAUUUGAUUCCAGUACUGGAGAAUCUGUGAUCAUUGUGGCAGACAAAUCCAUUGUAGACCUGGUCAGGGAGCAACAGAAGACUCUGCUCUCAGAGGAAGGCAGCAGCAGCAUGCAGAAGAUCAAAGACAUUUUAAUAGCUGCAGGGAAGGGAGGGGACAUUGUCACAACUUACAAGCAAGAGCCAACAACUUCUCCAGUUCUAGAUAUUGUUGAGCAGGUUAUAGAACCUGCCAAGACUGACAGCGACUUUAUUACAGAGAAAAGCUGAGCUUAAUCUUGCAAUGUUUUCAUUUGUUCAAGCUUGAUAUACAUGUGUAUAACAAGUGUCAUUAUAUUUAUUUACUGUUCAUUUUUUUUUUAAAUAUAAUUUUAUUUUUCAAAAGUUGUUUUUUUUUGUUCUAUUUAUUUUAUAUAAACUAAUAUAAGGCAUGAUUUCAUGUGAAAUGUUCAGCAUUCAAAAUAUCUUUAUCAAUUAAUGGAUAAGCUGAAAAUUUAUUGGCUAUAACCACAAAGCCCAUGCUUGUACAAAGCAGCAUAUGGAUCCAGUAAACCUCUUGCAACAAAAAAAUGAAUGAAGAAUUCAACAUGAUUGUGUCAUUAACGUACUUUUCAGAUAUGUUCAACUUUUUAACUAUUUGUCAAUAAAACUAAAAUUAUGUA